This is a messenger RNA of Oryzias melastigma (Indian medaka), 3088 nucleotides long. RefSeq lists its product as uncharacterized. The record is from RefSeq and is a predicted model, not a curated record. NCBI's taxonomy places the organism in Eukaryota, Metazoa, Chordata, Actinopteri, Beloniformes, Adrianichthyidae.
CUCUCCCCUGAAAACCCAUCCAUCCCCCACUCACUCCAAGCUCACCCACUGAUAGGCACACCCUGGACACAUUCAUGUGGAGACAUACCUUUUUUCUCUCUCUAACUUUUCUUUCUUUUCAGGUGCAGCGUUUCUUGCUGUCGUCCGGUAGAGGUUGGAGUCUGCGGUCAAAUCAGGAUCAGUUUCGGGUCCAACUCGAUCAAGCAAUGUGGGAUGACUGGCCAGUGAGCCCACCCUCCACGAGAGAUCUGAAAGGACCAGUGCGUCUCCUGGUUGAAUUGGAGUCCCCAUCCCGUGGGUGGACCUGGCCAGUCCCACAGAGGGUAUAAAAUCAGCUGAGAGUCAUGCUGUCUCUCCAUCCCACCUUAGAGGACGCUGCAGCCUGUCCAACCAAUCUAACUUUAUUUUUGGUUGACUUAGAUAUCCCCUCCUUGAAUCCCCCUUCUCAACACCUCCCCCAAAUAACAGCUGACCAGACAUGUGCUGCUGAACUUGGGGAGCCACUCCAGCACAUUUACAAUUUGAGUCUGCAGCUGGGAAGGGUGCCCUCCAUGUGGAAAACAUUGUGCAUCGGUCCAGUUCCCAGGAAAAGCCGUCCUGGUGAGCUGAACGACUACAGACCGGUGGCGCUCACAUCCCAGCUGAUGAAGACUCUGGAGUGGCUCUUCCUCAAAGCUCCUCAAGCCUCAGGUGCAACAGGCUCAAGACCCCCUGCAGUUUGCCUACCGAGCAGCUGGUGUCUGGAAGGUUGCAGUCAUCCCAGGCUGAAGCCAGAGCCGUCUGUACUUCCUACGGAGACUGGGAUCCUUCAACAUCUGCAAGAAGCUCCUGUGGAUGUUCUACCAGCCACCACUCUAUUCUAUGCCGUGGUCGGCUGGGGGGUCAACCUAACAAAGAGGAGUGCUAACAGACUGGACAAACUGAUCAGUGCUCGAGUGAUCUCAGGAGCUAUGCUGUCUGGGGCUUUUGCCCCUGGUAGGGUCUCCCAAGGCAGACAGGUCCUGAGUGACGAGCCAGCAUCAAGAAUAGCCUCCUGUGGAACCAACGCCGGGAAAAGCCUCCUGUGGUACCAGCGUCACGAAUAGCCUCCUGUUGUACCAGCGUCAUGAAAAGCCUCCUGUGGUACCAACUUCAGGAAAAGCCUCCUGUGGUACCAGCGUCACGAAGGUCCCUCUGUCGUUUAAAGGGUCAUGAAGGUCCCUCCUGUGGUACCAGGGUCACAAAAAGCCUCCUGUGGUACCAGCGUCACAAAGGUCCUUCUGUAGAUUUUAGGGUCAUAAAGGUCCCUCUGUGGUACCAGCGUCACGUAUAGCCUCCUGUGGUACCAGCGUCACGAAUAGCCUUCUGUGGUACCAGCGUCACGAAUAGCCUAUGGUACCAGCGUCACCAAAAGCUUCCUGUGGUACCAGCGUCACGAAAAACCUCCUGUGGUGCCAGGGUCACGAAGGUCCCUCUGUGGUUUUCAGGGUAAUGGAGGUCUCUAUGUGGUACCAGCAUCACGAAUAGCCUCCUGUAGUACCAGCGUCACGGAUAGCUUCCUAUGGUACCAGUGUCACGAAAAGCCUCCUGUGGUACCAGGGUCACAAAUGCCCUCAUAUGGUACCAGCGUCACGAAAGCCUCCUGUGGUUUUCAGGGUCAUGAAGGUCCCUCUUUGGUGCCAGCAUCACAAAUAGCCUCCUAUGGUAACAGCGUAACGAAAAGCCUCCUGAUGUACCAGGGUCACAAAUAGCCUCAUAUGGUAUAGGUACACAAAUGUCCUCAUAUGGUACCAGCGUCACAAAAAGCCUCCUGUGGUGCCAGCGUCACCAAAAGCUUCCUGUGGUACCAACGUCACGAAAAACCUCCUGUGGUGCCAGGGUCACGAAGGUCCCUCUGUGGUUUUCAGGGUAAUGGAGGUCCCUAUGUGGUACCAGCGCCACGAAUAGCCUCCUGUGGUACCAGCGUCACCAAGGUCCCUCUGUGGUACCAACGUCACAAAUAGCUUCCUAUGGUACCAGCGUCACGAAAAGCCUCCUGUGGUACCAGCGUCACGAAGGUCCUUCUGUGGUUUUCAGGGUCAUGAAGGUCCCUAUGUGUUACCAGCAUCACGUAUAGCCUCCUACGGUACCAGCGUCACGAAAAGCCUCCUAUGGUACCAGGGUCACGAAAAGCCUCCCGUGGUACUAUUGUCACGAAAAGCCUCCUAUGGUAGCAGCGUCAUGAAAAGCCUACUGUGGUACCAGGGUCACGAAUAGCCUCCUGUAGUGUCAGUUUCACGAAAAGCGUCCUGUGGUACCGAAAAGCCCACCCCAAGCCGCCCAAAGCACCACCUCUCCCCCGAAAACCUGUCCGUCCCCCACUCACUCCAAAGUGUCAGAGGACAUGCUGUUUCCAGAAACCUGCUUUUUCAAAAGUCUCUUCCUCCAGAGGACUGCAGGAAGGCCACGUAGGCCCAUCCUGAUGCACCCAGAGCCCAAAUCCAAAGCGCCCCCUCUCCACCCAGAACCCAUCCGUCCCCCAGUCACUCCAAAGUGUCAGAGUACCCACUGUUUACCAGGGAUGAGUCAGCCAGAAGUCAGGUUGACUGAAGAAGGAAUCCUAUCAGGCCUGGCUGGCUUGUGGGACUUCAGAGGCAGCUGACAGGUACCGGCAGUAGGGCCGGAUCUAGGCACGGGCAAGGGGGGGGCAAUGCCCCCCCAAAUUUCAGGACUGCCCCCCCAAACGUGACGCCAUGCAAACAAGAAAAACAGAGCGCUCUAUGGUCUCUGGCUCCCAUUCAAAGUAGCUGCUAGUGCUGAUUGGUAAAUCCAAGAGAGGGCGUGGCCUCUCCCUUCACUCGGGUCCUCCUCUCUCACUCUGUUGCUCACGCGGCACGCGCACACAGCGGGCAGCGGCAGAGACAUGCGGCAGCAGAGCUGGGCAGAACUGUUUAGAAGUUUUUAUCUGCUGUUUGUCGCUGAAAUGACUCAAUUACCCCGAAUUUUAACUCUUUCUUGUCCUCAUCUGUUGCUCUCUUUGUUUUAAUGUGAAGGAAAAAGCGAGUCACGAGUUGACAAAGCGCAGGUUUGUGGUUGUUAAAGCUAACGCUGUUUGUAGCAGCUAAGCUAA